AUGAGUCAACAACAUUCCAUGCCAACAGGACAAUCAUUCCCGGAACAUCAACAACAACAGAAAUUACCUUUUGUGAUUGGCUAUGUCGGAAACGUAAAGAAAAACAAACAAUUUUUUGAACCAUUUGUUACAUAUUGCAACACAUUGAAAAAAGAUAUCUGCUCCUGUGUGGAGAUUGUGAUUGAAAAAUCAUCUCAGAACGAUGAUAAUGAAAAAAAUAAUUCCGACAAUGAUUAUGAAUGGAUUAAGCAACAACCAAGGGUAGACGUUCUUUUUUUCAAAGUAACCGAUGACAUGGUGAUUGAAAAAUCAGAUAUUCAUGCUGCAAGACGUUUGAAAAAUCUCCAAUACUACAUUCAUCUCCAUGAGAAGGACGGCAUGAAGGUGGUAGAGCCAUUGGAUGUGACGAUAAGAUUUUUGGAUAGAAUUGAAAUUCAUAAUUUCCUUGAGAUACAAUUAGCAUCGAGCACAAAUGUGAAAGUACCCCAUAUGUAUUUCAUUAGUGAAAAACAAAAUUUAGACAAGCUAUUGUUAGAAAAGAGUGAUUCAAUUUCAUAUCCUUUGGUUUGUAAGACUGUGGCAGCUUGUGGAAAAUCUGAAACACAUCAUAUGGCUAUUGUUUUUAACAACGAACAAUUCAAAAAAGUUGUAUAUGGCGAUGACAGAAACUCAAUGCAACAUACAGUUUCUACACCCCUGAUUGCUCAACAAUUCGUGAAUCACAACUCAACACUUUACAAAAUUUAUGUGAUUGGAGAGCGAGUAUUCUAUCAAAUCAAGCCAUCUCUCAAAAAUUUUGAUUUGAAUUCAUCACAAGAUACAGAAAAUAUAAUUACAUUUGACAGCCAAAAACCAUUCGACUCUCAUAUUAGCGACACAUCAAUUGUAGAGAGUUCCUUAAAGGAGGUUUCCUAUUAUGCAAGUGUGCAGUCUGAUCAUCAUGAUUUCAUUUUCAAGCAAGUAAGCGACCAAUUGAGAAAGGCACUUAAUGUUUCUCUUUUUGGAUUUGAUCUUGUUAAGGAUUGCCGAGAAGAGUCUUCUUCACACUACUACGUGGUAGACGUGAAUUAUUUUCCAAGUUAUAAGGGAAUAUCGAGAGAAGUACUUUUUGAUUAUAUUGUUGAAUAUUUGACACAGAGAGUAGAAGCGAAGGAAUAA
Molecule: messenger RNA, 1158 nt
Organism: Naegleria fowleri
Lineage: Eukaryota; Heterolobosea; Eutetramitea; Acrasida; Naegleriidae
Exons: 1
Coding region: 1-1158 (385 amino acids)
Biological process (GO): inositol trisphosphate metabolic process
Cellular component (GO): cytoplasm
Molecular function (GO): ATP binding; inositol-1,3,4-trisphosphate 6-kinase activity; magnesium ion binding
Source: RefSeq, a predicted model, not a curated record